This is a messenger RNA of Dictyostelium purpureum, 1186 nucleotides long. RefSeq lists its product as uncharacterized. Gene Ontology annotation, biological process: phospholipid metabolic process. Bases 1 to 1125 code for a protein of 374 amino acids. The transcript has a single exon. NCBI's taxonomy places the organism in Eukaryota, Evosea, Eumycetozoa, Dictyosteliales, Dictyosteliaceae. The record is from RefSeq and is a predicted model, not a curated record. Gene Ontology annotation, molecular function: phosphatidate phosphatase activity.
AUGAAUAAUAAUAAUCAAAAUAAUCAAAAUAAUCAAAAUAAUCAAAAUAAUCAAAAUAAUCAAAAUAAUCAAAAUAAUCAGAAUAAUCAAAAUAAUCAAAAUAAAAAUACAUAUAAAUAUAAUAUUAAAAAAUUUAAUUAUAUAAAUGAAGACGAUAAACCUUUAUUUUAUAAUUAUGAUUUUAGAAAAAGAAAUAAAUAUUCAUUUUAUGUAUUGGAUUGGUUAUGUGUUUUAAUAGUAUUGGUUAUUGGUGGUAUAUUGUUUUUAAAAGUUAAAGUUAGAGGAAGAUUAUUUAGAUUAAACGAUGAAAGUAUAUCAUAUCCACUUUUGGAUGAAUUGGUACCAAUGCAUUCACUUAUCCCAAUUAUUAUAUUGGUUCCAGUCGGUUUAAUGGUUAUCAUCAGUCUUGUAAUCAAAAGAAAUAGAAAAGAUUUUCAUCAUGCAAUUUUAGGUUUGGCACAGGCAAUUACACUAACUUUAUUAUUGGUAUCAAGCUUCAAAUGUUUUAUUGGUGGAUUGCGUCCAAACUUUUUAUCAAUUUGCAAACCAACACCAGAAUCAAUUGCUGCAGCCACUCCUGUAGGCUAUGGUGGUAUUUAUUAUGAUAGUACAGUCUGUACCGCUUCAGAUUACGACAUUAACGAUGCUUUAAGUGCCUACCCAUCCGGUCAUGCAGCUAUAUCCGCUACUUCUCUUGGUUAUCUAGCUAUCUAUUUAAAUUCAAAAUUCAAAACAUUCCAUGGCCGUGGUCAUCUUUUUAUUUAUAUCUCAGUUUGUGGUUGUACUAUUGGCGCCGGUUUAAUAGGUGUCUCCAGAAUUGCUGAUUACCGUCACACCUUUUUAAAUGUUUUGGCUGGUUGGAUUAUUGGUAUAUGUAUUGCAUUCUCAAUGUACAGGUUAAACUAUCUAUCGGUAUUUGGUGAUGAUAAUCAUAUUCCAAUCGCUAAACAUUGGAAACAUAUUUGGAGACAUCAAGACUCUACAAAUAUUGUGGAUGACAACUAUGACGAUGAUGGUAAAAAAAGCUGUAGUGAUAUCAUUAGCCUAGAGGAAAGUUGCGAUUUUGAAUCUUUAAACCACGGAAAUAGAUCUCCAAAUAGUGUACCAUUAAAAGAGGUUAGAUAAAAACCAAUUUUUAAAAGAAAUUUUUUAAAAAAAUAACAAAUAAAGUACAAUGUAUAUUAGU